Abrus precatorius (Indian licorice) is the source of this 627-nucleotide messenger RNA. Its product is annotated as miraculin-like. The record is from RefSeq and is a predicted model, not a curated record. The transcript has a single exon. Lineage: Eukaryota; Viridiplantae; Streptophyta; Magnoliopsida; Fabales; Fabaceae. The coding region runs from base 1 to 627 and encodes 208 amino acids. Gene Ontology annotation, molecular function: endopeptidase inhibitor activity.
AUGAAGAGUACAGUGCUAGCAUUGGUCCUUCUCAUUGCCUUGAGUUCACAACCACUCCUUGGAGCAGCUGAAGCUUCACCUGAAGAAGUGGUUGACACAUUUGGCAAGAAGCUCAGAGUUGGUGCCAAUUACUAUAUUAUUCCAACAUCUACUAUUCCCUACACCAAAUUUAGAACUAGCAGAGGCCUUGGCCUAGCCAGCAUUGGUAAACCUUGCCCUCUUGAUGUUGUGGUUGUGAAUGGAUAUCAUGGCUUGCCAUUGACAUUCACACCCUUUAACCCCAAAAAAGGUGUUAUUCGUGUCUCCACUGAUUUGAACAUUAAAUUCUCUACACAUACAAAUUGUCCCUACCAAUCCACAGUGUGGAAGCUUGAUCGUUUCGAUUUUUCAAAGAGACAAUGGUUUGUGACCACUGGUGGUGUUGUGGGCAACCCAAGUUUGGAAACCAUGCACAAUUGGUUCAAGAUUGAGAAGUAUGAUGGUGAUUAUAAAUUGGUCUAUUGUCCCAGCAUGUUGCAUUCUUCCAAGCAUUUGUGUAAAGAUGUUGGGUUGUUCGUGGAUGAGGAAGGAAACAAGCGUCUUGCUCUCAGCGAUGUUCCCCUCAAAGUUAAAUUCCAACAAGCCUAA